Molecule: messenger RNA, 1338 nt
Organism: Ipomoea triloba (trilobed morning glory)
Lineage: Eukaryota; Viridiplantae; Streptophyta; Magnoliopsida; Solanales; Convolvulaceae
Product: probable purine permease 11
Exons: 3
Coding region: 118-1248 (376 amino acids)
Cellular component (GO): membrane
Molecular function (GO): purine nucleoside transmembrane transporter activity
Source: RefSeq, a predicted model, not a curated record
UGUUCUCCAUGUCUUGUUCUCUCCGCCCAUCCAAAUAUAUACUGCGUUUUUCUGUAACAAAUUAAAGCACCAAAGGGUCGACAGGUUUCUGUUGUUUGGAUCUCCUAAUAAACUGCCAUGGGAGAAGUCGAAGAAAGAUUGUUGGAUAUCACAAGUGAUGAAUCAGAGGGAAUCCAAGAUGCAAAACCCAAAUAUAAUAAAUCACUUGAUUAUUCUUACUUGAUGCGUUUCAAAUGGUGGAUUGAAUUAAGUUUGUACACAUUUCUUAGCCUAGGAGGCCAAGCUGGCGCUACCCUAUUGGGAAAAGUGUAUUAUGAUGAAGGUGGUAGCAGUAAAUGGCUUGUUGCCACUCUCCAAACCGCUGGCUUCCCUUUCCUCAUCCCUUUUCUCCUCCUUUUUCCAUCAACCAAAACCCCCAAAAACAAUAACACUUCUCUCCCACUUCUUGCUUCUGUGUAUACUUUUCUUGGCGUUUUGUUAGCAGCUGGUGGGGUGUUUUAUUCAGUGGCCAUAGAAUACCUCUCUGCAUCUACUUUCUCUCUUCUCAUCUCUACCCAGUUGGCCUUCACGGCCAUUUUAGCUCCGUUUAUCAAUGCCCAGAGGUUCACGCCUUAUAUACUCAACUCCGUCGUGCUUCUCGCCUUUUCCCCACUCCUUCUCGUGCUCGAGAAUGAUUCCGGCGGGUCUCCGGCGCCGGCGCCGGCCGCCGGCGAUGGGUUCAUGUUGGGGGCUCUGUUUACUGUCGCCGCCGGGGCUUCUUUCGCGUUGCUGUUCUCGUUAACGGAGCUCUCGUACGAGAAGAUUGGGGGAGCCGGUGAGGCCAUGAAGGAGACGUUGAAGAUGACACUUUGGCAGUGCGUGGUGGCGACGGCGGUGACGGCGGCGGGGCUGUUGUGGAGCGGGGAGUGGAGGGGUUUGAGGGCGGAGAUGGAGGGGUAUAAGCAAGGGGUAUUUUCGUACUUUUUGAACGUCGUGGGAACGGCGGUUUCGUGUCAGGCGUUCUACGUCGGCUCCAUUGCCUUGACUUUUAAGGUAUCGUCGUUGUUCUCCAACGUUGUUAUCAGGUUAGCCACGCCGGUGAUUCCAUUUUUGUCGGUGGUUUUCUUGGGGGAAGAGAUGAAUGGGUUGAAGGUGACGGCGUUGAUGUUGUCUCUUUGGGGGUUCGCGUCGUAUAUUUAUCAGCAGUAUCUUGAUGAGUUGAAGGCUGAUGAAAAUCAGUCCAUUCAAGACCUCAAAUUCAGUGUCUAGCUUAUAAUAGUAAUGAUAAUGUAUUAAAGAAAAAAUUAAAAAGGGCUAUAUAUAUAUAUAUAUAUAUAUAUAUCUUGUUGCUUGUGAUCA